CCAUUCAUUGUAUUGGUACGCAUUACAAUGUUUAAAGGUACCUAUUAUAAUUUAAACUUGACGGUGUUUGCCUCCAAAAUCCAGAUACCGUCGAAAACCGCGCCUCCAUUGAUUCUAAAUAGGACUCAUUGCAAAUACAUUUUUUAAACAUCAAAUCAAAACUACCGUCGAAUGCCGCGCGCCCUACGUUGAGUGACAACACGUCCUGUCGUGUAGAUUAAUCGUUGUGUCGCGGAUGUACGACACGUUCCGGAGCACGGAACUACCUAUAUUUCAAUCCGUUCUUGGGCUGCGCGCGCUGUUUGUGCGACCGUCUUCUUUUCGUCAAUUAAAUUAACAUGAAUAAUCAAUUUCGAAUAUUUCAGUAACCCUUCAUUCCACGUUUCUAUCGAUAUUGUCCGAUUGUCGCGUACUCGUUUUGCCGUCUCAACGAUAGUUCUUCUGCGCUGAACAUUAUGAGCUCGGAUAUAAGCACCAGAAAUCCCCAGGAAGAAUAUGAGCUGAUUCAGAGAAUCGGUAGUGGCACGUACGGCGAUGUUUAUAAAGCAAAGCGAAUUUCGACAUCAGGCUUAGCUGCUAUCAAAGUUAUCAAAUUAGAAGUCGGCGAUGAUUUUUCAAUAAUACAACAAGAGAUAUUAAUGAUGCAAGAUUGUCAUCAUCCCAAUAUUAUAGAAUAUUAUGGUAGCUAUUUACGAAGAGACAAAUUAUGGAUAUGUAUGGAAUAUUGUUCUGGAGGAUCGUUGCAAGACAUUUAUCACAUUACCGGACCACUUACAGAACUACAAAUAGCAUAUAUGUGUAGAGAAACACUUAAAGGACUUUCAUAUUUGCAUACAGUGGGUAAAAUGCACAGAGAUAUUAAGGGAGCAAAUAUAUUGCUAACUGAAUAUGGUGAUGUAAAACUAGCAGAUUUUGGGGUUUCUGCUCAAAUUACCGCCACAAUAAAUAAACGCAAAUCAUUCAUUGGUACUCCAUAUUGGAUGGCACCUGAAGUAGCAGCUGUAGAACGUAAAGGUGGCUAUAACCAAUUAUGUGAUAUCUGGGCAGUUGGAAUUACUUCUAUUGAGUUGGCUGAAUUACAACCACCAAUGUUUGACUUGCAUCCUAUGAGAGUUUUAUUCUUAAUGUCUAAAAGUGGUUUUAAACCACCUACAUUAAAAGACAGAGAUAAAUGGAGUCCAACAUUUCAUAAUUUCAUAAAAAUAUCACUGACUAAAAAUCCCAAAAAAAGACCAACUGCAGACAAGUUGUUAAUGCAUUCAUUUUUUUGUCAAGAUAUGAGUAAACGACUUGCUAUUGAUCUUUUACAAAAAGCAAGUAACCCUACUACUCAGUCAUUUGCAGAAAUAGAACCUGAUGAUGAUGUUAUCUCUGAUGUUCCUCGGCGUAUCGCUUCCAGAGCAACAGUUGAUCAUAGAGGUUCAAAUCUAUCUGAAGCAACAUCUCACAAUAGUAAAAAUGAUACACCUACUCUGUUGGAAUCUAGAAAUUUGGGAAUGGUUAAUGCAAAAAAAAGUGUACUAGCACGCAAUACUGACUGUGAUAAUUUUGGAAGAUUAGACUGUAUUUUGACUGAAAAGAGUCUUCUGCAAAACAUAGAUGAAGAACUUAAACUGAGGGGAGAUUAUAGUCAUGUGUUUAAUGAAGUUAGGAAUGGCAGCUAUGAAGAUUUAUCUACUUUACCAUUGUCUGACAAAUGCACUGUGCCACAUUCAUCUAGUCAAAAAUGUAACUUUCCUAAUAAAGGCUGUGUGUACCAAAAUAUAAGAGAUAGUUCUUCACCUUCUAGACGACAUAGCUCUCUUGAUGAAAUUAUUGCACUAACAACAUCUAAUGUUACCAUAAAUGGACGUCAACGUUCAUUUAGUGAUAGUGGAGGAGAAGGUCCUGAGCCAGAUUUGUUAGCUGAUACACCUCCAGUACCACCACGUAGAAGAGACCGUAAACAACGUAAUUCUCCUCCUAAACCAAUAAGUAAUGGCCUACCACCCACACCCAAAGUUCACAUGGGUGCUUGUUUUUCUAAGGUAUUUAAUGGAUGCCCUUUAACAAUUUAUUGUACGGCUAGUUGGAUCCAUCCUGAAACUAGAGAUCAGCAUGUAUUUAUUGGAGCUGAAGAAGGAAUCUACAAUCUUAAUCUAAACGAACUACAUGAAACUGCUAUUGAUCAGUUGUAUAAUAGACGUACAAUUUGGUUGUAUGUUAUAAAGGAUAUUCUAAUGUCCUUAUCAGGAAAAACCACCCAGUUGUUUAGGCAUGAUCUCUUAGCUCUUCAUGGUAAACAAAGCCAUAGGUUUUCACAACAUAUGACCAGAAUUCCUGAACGAUUAAUGCCUAGAAGGUUUGCACUUACCACAAAAGUACCAGAUACCAAAGGUUGUAUAAAAUGUUGUGUUGGACGUAACCCAUACAACGGUUAUAAAUAUUUAUGUGGAGCCAUGUCUAGUGGGAUUUUUUUAAUGCAAUGGUAUGAUCCACUUAACAAGUUCAUGUUGUUAAAGCAUUUUGAAUGUAAUUUACCAUCACCUUUAAACGUUUUUGAAAUGGUCAUAACACCUGAAUUAGAAUAUCCACUUGUUUGUAUUGGUGUGAAAAAACCAAUUGGACCUAUUAGAAAGUCUAUGAAUUUAAAAUUAGAGUUGAUCAAUGUCAAUACUGGUGCAUGUUGGUUUUGUUCUGGAGAAACAGAUGAUUCUGAUAAUACUGGCACAGUUGUUCAAAGAAGAGAUAUUAUGGAUGUUGUAUGUGUUUGUCAGUUGGAUACAGAUUCAUUUUUGAUAUGUUAUAAAAAUGUUAUAAAAAUAAUUAAUUUACAUGGAAACCUGAAGCAAGAAAGGAACCAAAUAAAUCAGCUCUAUUUUGAUUUUACUGUAGAGUCAAUAGUUCGAUUGUCUGACAGCAUUUUGGCCUUCCAUAAGAAUGGUGUCCAAGGACGUAGUCUUAAAAAUGGCGAAGUAACCCAAGAAAUAGUUGACAAAAGUAGAACCUAUCGUCUUUUGGGUUCUGAUAAAAUUCUGAUAUUGGAAUCGCAUAUGGUUUCCAAAAAAGCUGAUGAUGGCGCAGACUUGUACAUCCUAGCUGGUCAUGAAGCCAGUUAUUAAACAUAUAUUAUUAUUAAAUAGACAUUAUGAAUAUUAUAAUUUUUUUUUUUUAAAUAAUUGUAAUUAUACGGUAUUAUACGUCCACUUUACACGAAGAGACUUUACAAGUUAAUUUCUGUUAUACAACAUUGUCAAACAUAUUCCACUAUUAUAAUAUAUUAUUGUGUUAGUAUUUUAGUAAUCGCUUUUAAUAUCUACCAAUGUCCAAUUAUACAAUAUAUGUUAAAUAUGGAUAAUAUUAUAAAUUUAUAAAUAUCUACAAACAAACGUACACACACAGACACACGACACACACACUCACACACACCUUGUCUGUAUCUUGUGAUCUAUGUUUUACUAUAUCAUUUUUAGUCAAAUUAACUAAGUAUUUAAAAGAUUGUUUAAUGAUUACUAGAUAUUUUGCAUACCUAAUAAAUUUUCAAUCAAAGCAAUAAAAUAUUUUAAUAGUUUUACAAAUACUAUUUUAGAAAUUUUAAUAUUUUAA
Molecule: messenger RNA, 3585 nt
Organism: Diuraphis noxia (Russian wheat aphid)
Lineage: Eukaryota; Metazoa; Arthropoda; Insecta; Hemiptera; Aphididae
Gene: hppy
Product: MAP4K3-like protein hppy
Biological process (GO): intracellular signal transduction; protein phosphorylation
Cellular component (GO): cytoplasm
Molecular function (GO): ATP binding; MAP kinase kinase kinase kinase activity
Source: RefSeq, a predicted model, not a curated record